Molecule: messenger RNA, 335 nt
Organism: Homarus americanus (American lobster)
Lineage: Eukaryota; Metazoa; Arthropoda; Malacostraca; Decapoda; Nephropidae
Product: protein HID1-like
Exons: 2
Coding region: 30-305 (91 amino acids)
Cellular component (GO): membrane; Golgi trans cisterna; Golgi medial cisterna
Source: RefSeq, a predicted model, not a curated record
UGUCUCCCACAGGUACACACGCGGACCUGAUGAUCAUAGUGUUCCACAAGAUCAUCACCACGGGCCACCAGCGUCUACAGCCCCUCUUUGACUGUCUCCUCACUAUUCUCGUUAAUGUGUCACCAUACAUCAAGACCCUGUCUAUGGUGGCAGCCAACAAGCUGCUGCACCUCCUGGAAGCAUUCUCCACCCCCUGGUUCCUCUUCUCUGCACCACAUCAUCACCACCUGGUGUUCUUCCUCCUUGAAACAUUCAAUAACAUCAUCCAGUAUCAGUUUGAUGGUGAGUGCUUGCUGAACUUGUAGCGUACUGUCGUGGCAGGUUGUCAGGGUCUC